AUGGGGACGAUACAUGUCAUCCUCGCCGCCCCAGGAAGAACCGGCUCUUUUCCCUCUGGGGUACUAUCCGUCGCUCGGCUCCCAGCUAAGGAUGGUAAGAGGGAGUCCAAAGGAUCUAAAAAGGGAAACUCACCAAUAUUGGGGUUCUCAGACGAGGAUAAGGGAGGAACUAUCCAACCUCACGAUAAUGCUCUAGUGGUUACGUUGAGGAUUGGAGGGUUUGACGUGAAGAGGGUACUAGUAGAUUCAGGCAGUGCAGUGGAAGUAAUGUACCCCGAUCUGUAUAAGGGGCUCAACUUAAGGCCUGAGGAUUCAAUGGCUUAUGACUCUCCUCUUAUAAGUUUCGAGGGGAAGACUGUUGUACCAAAAGGGCAGAUCAGAUUACCUAUACAGACCGGAUCAGAGGUGGUAGAGGUAGAUUUUAUCGUGGUCGAUGCCUACUCACCCUACACAACCAUAGUAGCCAGACCAUGGUUCCAUGCCCUGGAAGCCGUGCCUUCUACGCUUCACCAGAAGGUAAAAUACCCGUCCGGAGGCCAAGUGGAAGAAAUUCGUGGAGAUCAAGCCAUGGCUAGGCAAUGCAUGGUGGCCGCCAUCUUGCACCGAUUCAAUGCCGAAUCCUCAGCUUCUGUGAAGGGCUCAUAG
Quercus lobata is the source of this 645-nucleotide messenger RNA. RefSeq lists its product as uncharacterized. The record is from RefSeq and is a predicted model, not a curated record. Lineage: Eukaryota; Viridiplantae; Streptophyta; Magnoliopsida; Fagales; Fagaceae. The transcript has a single exon. Bases 1 to 645 code for a protein of 214 amino acids.